Cydia fagiglandana is the source of this 3637-nucleotide messenger RNA. RefSeq lists its product as uncharacterized. Lineage: Eukaryota; Metazoa; Arthropoda; Insecta; Lepidoptera; Tortricidae. The coding region runs from base 71 to 601 and encodes 176 amino acids. The record is from RefSeq and is a predicted model, not a curated record. The transcript is spliced from 5 exons.
CGUGCCGCCGCGCGCGCAUCGUCGCGAAGUAAACUAAAAAUAAUCCUCUAAGAAUAGUACAAGUGCCACAAUGUACAAACAGUUCCCGUUUUCGAUGGAAAACAUCCCGAGGCAAACCAGCUUCGGCUGCUUUUCGCUCAAGAUUGGGAGCAUCUUUUCAGCGCUCAUCGUCAUACUCUACUCAGUGUUGGCCCUAGCACAAUGCCUGGCCAUCCUCGGCGGGUGGCACGAGACCAUCAACAGCUCAUCAUCAUCAAUGGCCACCGGCCUGGUGGUGACCGUCGCCAUCGUGCAUGCUAUCACGCUGUUCCUGUCUACCGUCAUGCUGAUUGGAGCGCUGAGGGAAGACGCCCGCCUCAUGCGGCCGUGGGUGAUCUGGACCUCCAUCCAGGUGAUGUGCUACAUGCUGCUCUUCAUCUUCUUCAUGGUGAACAACUUCUCCGACAACAGCCUCACGGUCUACGUCAUCGAACUCAUUAGCUUGUUCGUCCAUUGCUACAUGCUGAUGCUAGUAUCCAGCUACUACAAGCAGCUGGAGGAAGAGCGAGACGAAAGACUGAAGAGUCUCAUCAACAAAGACAUUUGGCAUGAGUAUGCAUAAGACGGAACGGCCCGAUUCUAACUUUAAGAUCCGUCAACUAAUAGAUCUAGAAACGAUAUGGAUUAGAUAUGUCAGUGUCAAAUGUGACGUUUCUUCAAACAAAUACGUCACUUUUGACACUGACACAUCUAAUCCAUAUCGUUUCCAGGUCUAUAGUCCGUUUUUUUAGCAUUAGAAAGAACUUCGCAGAAGUAAGCUUGUGGUUCCAAAUCCGGCACUUUUAGCGGUAAUAAUUUGAAGUAAAUUAUAUGUAUUGACCAUGCUACAUUAGAUAAUUCAAUAAUUAUUAACAAUUAAAGAGCCUGAUAAAAACUGCACGCUUGCUUCUGUGGAGUUCUUACUAAUGCUAAAAAAAACGAACUAUACGUGACAGCGUGAUAAAACGGUGUCCGUCACUUUCUAUCCCAUGGUGUUAAAAAGUGACAGUUGUUUUAUCACGUGGAUAAAGAUGGAUAAAGCUAUCCAUAAUACGCCGGCUGAUCUAUUAAUUGACGUAUCUUAAGUUCGAAUCCGGCAGGAAGUCGUGGUGCGGUUACAUUAUCAACUGCCAUGUAUAAUGUUAUAAUAAUUUACGAUACGAGUGCAAAUUACCUAUUCGCACGUGUAUCAUACUUUUUACAGUACACAUGGCUCUAAAUUUUCGACGUAAAUGAUGAUGUACUGUACAGAUGUACUGUAAAUAACUAUUAUGUGACUGCUAACUGUUACAUAAUGAUGGGCCUUAAAGUACGAGUGUGGGUUUAUAAAACGAGUUGGAAGAGAGUUUCAUAAAAACAUCACACGAGUGUUUUAAUGCUUAAUUAUGUACAGUUACAAACACUGCUUUAUAUUGUAUACACCUGACACACGUAUCUUAAGCUCUCUAUGAUAUGUUGACCGCUAUUGCGGCAUUUGACCAUUUAUCGAUAACAAUGUUAUUAUAACGUAUUAAUAACAUAACAUGUAACCGAAAUAACAGUUUCAAUAUCUUUAUGCCGGCUAUAGUUUGCGGUUUCUGCGUCAUAUAAACGUUUAUAAUAGGUAUUACGUUUAUUUAUAUAAUUUAGUUUUAAUUAGUGGAACAAUCGAUGCAAGUUUAGCAAUAAUAAUUGCGAAUCCCGCGCUUUCAGCACAUUCGCCAGAUUUAGAGCCGAUACAGACGAACUGCAACCCGACUGCAAUUUGCAUGGGAACGGCACGCCAACUGCAACGUCGGCGUGCAGUUCCCAUACAAGUUACAGUUCAGUUGCAGUCCGUCUAUGCGGGCUCUUAAACACAUGUUUAUUGUGAUAUGAAAGGUUAUAUCUUGUUUGUAAAUAAGUAAAUGAUUUUCUUAGUAAUAUUAAAAAAAAGGUUAUAAGGUUUAUAUUUAUAUAUUUGAGAUAAAUGUGAUUUUAAAUAAAAAAAAUAUUAUAUCUUGAUUGUUUUAUUGUGAUAUUAACAUCUUUUUUGGCAUAAAACUUAUACACUUAAGAUAAACAUAAUAUUAUACUGUCUUUAUCUUAAAUUUAUGAAACAUUUUUUAUAUUUUGUUCAAAACAUAAACGUUGAUAAAUACAUAUUUUUUGUAGGUAUCAAAAAUAUCCAUCUUUAUACAAAAUGUACAUUUUAAUAUCUAUAUAAUAUCUACCUACUUAUAAUAAAACAAGUUUACUUCAUAUAAAAUUUAGGCAUCUUGAUUUUCUGUAAAUAUUUACGUAAUAAUUCAUAAUAUAUCCAGAUCAGUUUUCUAAGAUCUAUCUAUAUCGAAUAGGAAGGUACCUACCUAAAUGUAUACAGGGUGUCACUCAGCACUAAUUUCGGACGCGGAAAAAGGUUGGAGAAUUACGUACACAGCGAAGAUCGAUAUUUCAAAAAUAUGAUUAUCGAAGAAUUUAAUCUGCUUAUCUUUUUUUUUAUUAAAAUAGUUUAAGGAUAGAUAAUUAUGUUUUUUUAAUCAUUUUUUUUUUAAUUGAAAUCUGUGUCUGAACGCCCUGUACUAGAUCAAUUUUCUCAGUCGAUCUUAGCUAUUUAGGGGUCAUCCAUUAAUUACGUCACACGAAUUUCUAGGUUUUUUGACCCCUCCCCCCUCCUUGUCACACUUGGUCACAUUUGGCAAACCCCUCCCCCCUAGUGUGACGUCACAUUUUUUCUACGAAAUCGCCAAAUCGAAUUAAGUAAGUACCUAAGUAUUAUUAAUAUUGUAUCAAAAUAUUUUUGACGAUGUAAAUAUUAGUAAUUUUAUAACCCAAAACUGAUUAGGAAAGAAAAUUUAUUUUAGAUUUAAGCUAGUUAUUAAUUUCGUUUAGUUGUGCUACUGUAUAUAUAUUGUUUGUAAAUAAAUGAUUUUUAAUUAACUGUCAAAAAAAAAAAAAAGGAUUAAAAACUAUUUUCGUUUUAAAAACUUGUUAUUUAAAUGUACAGCGAACUAAAUAAUUUAAAUAAAUUUUCGGUUACUGAUGAAGUUAAAGUGACGUCACAAAGUUUGUGUCUCCCCCUCCCCCAUGUCACAAUAUGUCACAUUUUCUUGACCCCCUCCCUCCCCCUAAACGUGUGACGUAAUUAAUGGAUGACCCCUUAAUGUAGGCGUAGGUAGGUCCUUAAACGUAUACCUAGUUUAUUUUAAUAUUAAGGCACUUUUUUAAUUUAUUUAUUAUAAACUCUACAUGUUUAAACACUUCAAGUUUAAACAUUAAAUAUUCCAUAAAAUUUUAAUAUAAGUACAACAUUUAUUUAACAGUUUGACAGCUUCGUCAAAAUAUACACAUUUACUUGUUGUACAGAAAAGGCACAUUUAAGAACCCCAUCAUCACAUUAUUUUAAAAUUACCUGUGAAACAUUAAUUAAAAAUAUACAUUCCAUCCAUUUUAUUUUCUUAAAUUUUAUAUAUUUUUUCAAUUAAGUAUUUGAUAUAGUUUUAUUUAUUUUAUAAUGUUUGAUUGUAUGCCAACUUUCAUCUUUUUAUUAUUUUCUUUCGUAAUCUUUCGUAAUAUACCUAUUAUUAUUCAUAAUUUCACAGGAAGUGGUAAUCAAAUGCUCAAUAAUAACAUUAUUAACUUAACACUAAACUUGGCUGGA